Abrus precatorius (Indian licorice) is the source of this 620-nucleotide messenger RNA. Its product is annotated as transcription factor MUTE. Gene Ontology annotation, biological process: guard cell differentiation; positive regulation of DNA-templated transcription; stomatal complex development. Gene Ontology annotation, cellular component: nucleus. NCBI's taxonomy places the organism in Eukaryota, Viridiplantae, Streptophyta, Magnoliopsida, Fabales, Fabaceae. The coding region runs from base 45 to 620 and encodes 191 amino acids. Gene Ontology annotation, molecular function: protein dimerization activity; DNA-binding transcription factor activity. The transcript is spliced from 3 exons. The record is from RefSeq and is a predicted model, not a curated record.
GAGAAAGUACCAAACUCUCAACCAUUCUUAUCUAAAACCAAACUAUGUCUCAUAUAGCUGUCGAGAGGAACAGGAGAAGACAGAUGAAUGAACAUCUCAAAGUGUUGAGGUCGUUGACUCCAUGUUUCUACAUCAAAAGGGGAGACCAAGCAUCUAUAAUAGGGGGAGUUAUAGAAUUCAUCAAGGAGUUACACCAAGUACUUCAGGCUUUGGAGUCCCAGAAAAGAAGAAAGAGUUUAAGCCCUAGCCCUGGCCCGAGCCCAAGAACACUGCAGCCAACAUUUCAUCAACUCGAUAGUUCCUCCUUAAUUGGGACUAAUUCAUUCAAGGAACUAGGAGCAAGCUGCAACUCUUCUGUUGCGGAUGUAGAAGUGAAAAUAUCGGGUUCAAACGUGAUUUUGAAAGUGAUUUCCCACAGAAUUCCGGGUCAAGUUGCAAGGAUUAUAGCUGUUUUGGAAAGUCUUUCAUUUGAAGUCCUUCAUCUGAACAUCAGUAGCAUGGAGGAGACUGUCUUAUACCAAUUUGUGGUCAAGAUAGAGCUGGGAUGUCAACUAAGUCUGGAGGAACUAGCGAUGGAAGUACAACAAAGCUUCUGCUCAGAGGCUAUAACUGUGCUGUGA